CGCUCGACAAGACCAAGGAAAGAGGAGAAGAUGUGAUGGCUGCACAUCAGAUCCCUGAAGCUGCAGCUAGAAGCUUCUAGCCAGAUCAGCGCGACAGGCUCUCGGGUCAGAGCACCCACUCAGUUGCAGGUUGAAACAAGAUGGGCGGCAUUUUGACAUCUCAGGUGGAUCUGAAAAAGCUGGAGAACGAGGAGGCAGAGAAGAAGAGACAGCACGAGAAGGAAGAGAAGAAGAGAGAGCGCGAGGAGGAAGAGAAGAAGAGACAGCAUGAGGACCGUGAAAGAGAACGACAGCACAAGGAACGCAUGUACCAGAAAGAGCUUGACGACAAGGCCAAGGAAAGAGAGGCCCAGCGCCAGAUGCAAGAGAGAGAGUAUGAGGAGCAAGAGAAGAAGAGGAAGCACGAGGAGAACAUCAUAAAGCUGCAGAUCAAAAAAUUGAAAUUGCACAUUCUCUGCGAAACUAACCUCUCAUCCAGUAAGAAUUCCCCAAAGGGCAAUCUUCUCCAAGAUAUGCUCUCAUCCAUCACAUGCCCCACUAUGCCUGAUGUUGUUGAGAAUGGUGAUGACAGCAGUGACGACGAUGUUGAUGACAGUUCAAGAUAGAGAACCCUCCAUUCUUAACCCUUCUGAACGGAGGAACUGUGAUACUCGAUGUAUUGUCGCCUAACCUGCCCAGCACCAAGGACAUAGUCCAUUUCUCCUCUCACCUUCCCUUCCCCUUUGGAAUGCUUUUCCCACCCAGGGGUUUAUUUCUGACUUUUCCUUUCGCUUUUCUGAGUCCUACUUAUUGGCAGUGCUAAUAAAGA
Terrapene triunguis (Three-toed box turtle) is the source of this 808-nucleotide messenger RNA. RefSeq names its product protein MNN4-like. Lineage: Eukaryota; Metazoa; Chordata; Testudines; Emydidae. The record is from RefSeq and is a predicted model, not a curated record. The transcript has 5 exons. Bases 141 to 605 code for a protein of 154 amino acids.